UGUGUGUACAAAUUCUUUAGGAUUCUUUGAGUUUUUUGCUUUGUUUAAAAAUUCUAAAAAGGAAAACUCCAGGCGAAGCUGGGUUCUUUAUAAAAGUGAUUUUCGUAUUUGUGCAAUAUGUGUAUCUAGCAGAGUCAAAGAUACUUUCCCGUUGUUAAAAGAGAUAUUUAAAAUUACGUCGUGAGUUCCUUUAACAUGUGAAUGAAAGAUUUUUAUAUUAAGAUAAAGGAGGAGAAGCUUGAAGAGCUGGUUGUAAGGGAUAAACCUGCCUUGAGAGCAACUCAUUCUCUGAAAACAGUUCUAGAGGUUGAGGAGAUGAGUAAAUGUGUAGGACGGAUAUCUAGUAAUCUUGCUCCGUUCUCCGCCCUUCUCUCCUCUCCAGGGAGAAAAGACAAGGUUGAACCUGAUAUUCAACAUACGGAUGCAAACCCAGAUCCUGGUCAACAAAAUAGUCAUAAUAAUGACGUGAUGACUACAGAAGAGUUAAGUAGUAUCCAAAAUGACGAGGAAAAGACUACUGAAGUAAAGACUAGUCUCCAAAGCAGUGAAAAGACUACUGUGGGAUUGAAUAGUCUCCUAGUUCUGUUUAAGGAUCCAAUGUUUAGACGAUUAAUGAGAGUACAUAACACUAUUCAACUAGUUCAAUGCUUUCGUUGUCCACCACCUCCACUCUGCACAGAUGCUAGAGAUCUGGUUCAAGAGUGCAUGGUUUCCCUGCAAGGUAGUCCUCUUCCAGAAUCUGUCGAAAUAUUAGAUAUUUUAAACAAAAUUGAAUUCGAGGGACUUUUCUACUCCCACGAUAAACUGGCAGAUUUACAG
Molecule: messenger RNA, 819 nt
Organism: Eurytemora carolleeae
Lineage: Eukaryota; Metazoa; Arthropoda; Copepoda; Calanoida; Temoridae
Exons: 3
Source: RefSeq, a predicted model, not a curated record